Molecule: messenger RNA, 2600 nt
Organism: Chenopodium quinoa (quinoa)
Lineage: Eukaryota; Viridiplantae; Streptophyta; Magnoliopsida; Caryophyllales; Amaranthaceae
Product: 65-kDa microtubule-associated protein 3-like
Exons: 13
Coding region: 110-2245 (711 amino acids)
Biological process (GO): microtubule cytoskeleton organization
Cellular component (GO): cytoplasm; spindle
Molecular function (GO): microtubule binding
Source: RefSeq, a predicted model, not a curated record
UCUCAAUCUCAUUUUCUCUCUCCUAAAUUUCAUAAUUUGCCGACAUUUUUCCUUAAUCUGUUUCUUUGUUCAAGGUUAAUACAUUUGGUGGUUAUAGAUAUCUAUUAAUAUGGGUGACAUUCACAAUGAUCCUCGUUCACAAGCAGAAACUACAUGUGGGUCUCUUUUGUAUGAACUUCAGAUAAUAUGGGAUGAGGUGGGUGAGUCUGAAACAGCAAGGGAUAAGAUGCUACUUGAGCUUGAACAAGAAUGCCUUGAAGUAUACAGGAGAAAAGUUGAUGUGGCUAACUGCUCUAGAGCUCAGCUACGACAGUCUAUUGCUGAUUCAGAGGCAGAACUUGCAGCCAUCUGUUCUGCGAUUGGAGAACUUCCGGUACAUAUCAGACAGACUGAGCAAAAGUCUGGAAGUUUAAAGGAGGAACUCAAUGCCAUUCUUUCACAACUAGAAGAGAUGCGGAAAAGAAAAGCAGACAGGAAGAAUCAGUUUCUUGAGCUCAUUGAACAGAUUCAAAAUGUAUCAAUAGCAAUACAUGGAUCAGCUGGAUAUGAUAGCUCGACGGAAUCUGUGGAUGACAAUGACUUGACUCUAAGAAGGCUUGAAGAAUUGCAAAAACAACUGCAAUCCUUGCAAAUGGAGAAGAGUGAUCGCCUGAAGCAAGUCCUGGAGAACCUAAGUGCAUUGAGUUUAUUGUGCUCUGUCCUUGGAUUGGACUAUAAGGAAACUGUAAAAGAACUUCAUCCCAGUUUAGUUGAAUCUGAAGGAAAUUAUAGUAUAAGCUCUCAUACGCUUCAACAACUGGAGUCUUCCGUAAAGAGUUUGCGAGAGCUUAAGCUUCAGAGGAGACAGAGGCUCCAAGACCUUGCUACCAUGUUGCUGGAGCUCUGGAAUCUGAUGGAUACACCAGUUGAAGAACAACAACCAUUUCAACAUGUCACAUGUAAUAUUGCUGCUUCAGAAGAUGAGAUAACCGGCCCCAACAUGCUUUCAGCAGAUUUUAUUCAAUACGUUGGGGCAGAAGUUUCCAGGCUAGAAGAGCUUAAAUCAAGUAAGAUGAAAGAGCUUGUCUUGAAGAAGAGGGCAGAGUUAGAUGAAAUUUGUCGGAAGACACAUAUGAUUCCUGCAUUAGAUGAUGAAACAGAACAUCUUAUUGAGGCAAUAGAAUCAGGAGCAUUGGACCCUGCUUCUGUCCUCGAACAAAUGGAACUAGAAGUUUCCAAGGUCAAAGAAGAAGCUUUUAGCCGCAAAGAUAUUCUGGAAAAAGUUGAGAAGUGGUUAUCUGCCUGUGAGGAGGAGGAGUGGCUUGAACAGUAUAAUAUGGAUGAAAAUAGAUACAAUGCCGGAAGAGGUUCUCAUCUCAUCCUCAAACGUGCAGAGAAAGCACGAACAAUAGUUAAUAAGCUUCCAGGGAUGGUUGAGGCUUUGGCUGCAAAAACUCAACAUUGGGAGGAAGAAAGAGGUCUCGAGUUCUUGUAUGAUGGUGUUCAUCUUCUUUCCAUGCUCGAGGAGUAUAUUACAUUACGGCAAGACAAGGAACAAGAAAAGAAACGACAGCGGGAACAAAAGAAACUUCAAGGACAACUGAUGGCAGAACAAGAGGUACUUUUUGGCUCUAAACCUAGCCCAAUGAAGUCUGCAAAGAAAAGUUCUAGAGUAUCUGCGGGAGGAGGAAACGGUAGAAGGGUUUCUGUUGGAGGAAAUGCAAUUCAAACACCUCGCCCUGACUCAUCUCAUUCAGCCAGAGGAACACCAAAUUUGCGCCCUUCUAAGAGAGAUGACAACAUGGGAUCACAAACUGUGCAAAGAGUUUUGGACAAGAACUUCACGUUCAACGGUCGUGAAACAGAACCAGCUGUGGUACGAAGACCUUUCUCUCCCAUUUCUUCCACGGCAUCAACAAGAGCACAUGAAGAUUUCUAUGAUGAUGAUAACAAUGCCAUGCAACAGCAAACAGCCUUCCAGAAAGAGACAUCCCAACAAAUAUUUACUACACCCUCAAAGAAUAUUCCUGCUGAAGAUGAAGAAAACUGGACACCAAAAAUGCAUAUUCCUGAACCUGCAACACCUUCAACAGCUUCAGCUCCAAUGCACACAUCUAUGACACCUGCGCCUCUUCAUCAACCUGAUUUUCAUGAUGGUGAUAAAUUAGUGGAAGAAACUGAUGAAGAGGUUGAAUAUUCAUUUGAGGAAAGAAGAGCAGGUUUUGUAUUGCCUAAUACUCAUCUUAAAAGAGUGAUACAAGUGUGACUGUGUUAGGCUAUAGAAAAACCUUGGAAGUUAGAAUAUUAGAGGAAUCCUUUUUCUGAAAACAUAAUAUUCGGCAGGGUUUUGUGGUCACGUUGUUCAAAUUACACUAUGAAUGUGACUAUAAAUUCUUGAUUGGGCGGAGUACAUAGUUACUUUAGUUGAUGGAUGAGCCAAAUUAUUUCUAUUGGCUUCUUCAUCUUUCUACACUUGUAUAUUACUACACAGUGCUGCAUUCUUAAUUUUUAUUUUGUUGCUUGAACUUGUCAAUUGUAUGCUUGUGAAAUACUCAUAUUUCUUUAUUCAAUUGGAAAUAAUUACGUUCUCCUUUGACCAUUCAUAAUCUUUGUCAUGUUAC